AUGGAGGAUGAUAAUUUUCGUGUAGAGUUGUUGGAAUGUGCAAAACUCUUGAACCUACCAAAUGAUGAUUAUACGCAAGAACUAAUUGCACAAGUUCCGUUAGACUACCUUUAUGUGCCACAAAAUGAGAAAGAAUCUAUUUUACUUUUAGUUUCUGAAAAUAAAAUAUCUAGAAAGAAUCAAUUAUUAGAAAAAUUGUGUUUAAAUGAUUUGGACGCAACCAUUGUCCUUACAGAGGUGUUAAACGACCUCAAGAUUCAAGAUCUAAAUCUAUGUUGUGACAUUUAUGAAGCAACUCGUGAAUCCUAUUUUAUGGAAGAACCAUUACUUUCAAGUCGCAUACAAAAAAAUAAUGAAUUCGAUCUGUAUUCUAUACCGACUUUAAAACAGUUGUCAACCCAACUACCAACUACGGAUGUUUCUUCUGAACCUUUCGCGGAAAGCAAAAUGCAACAAUUUACAUUGGAUGAUUUUUUAUCGCAUCAUGAAGAAGUGAUAGAUGACAUUGCCAGUAUUAUAUCAUUCUUAAAGGAAAAUGACGUUCGCAACGAUAAUGAUUUUAGUGUUUCUAUCAAUGAAUUUAAGUUUGAGGAUCAUUACAUUGAAGAACCCCUAAUUUCAAUAAAAGCUAAUAAAAGCACACAAGAUCUGCCAAAUAAAAUUAUUGAAAUUGUUCCUCUAAUUAUAGAUGAGAUUGAUAUAAAUGUUCAGAAUGAUCAAUUAGUUCCUGAAGAAACUGGUGUUAAAGCACCUUUAGAGAUGUUGAAUGAAUGGGAAGGGAUUGAUGAGUCAACUUUUGACAUUGAAGGAAUUCCAGACUAUAAUUAUGUAGAAUUUGAUGUAUCAUUCGAUCCAUUUUUGGCUUCCCGAGAGUCCAUUCAGUUAGAUGCUACCUUUAUGCAUCAGAAAUUAGAAGAUCAGACAGCGCUUCAAUCGGACCUUGAGAAGAUGUUGAAAGUUGAAAACCCAGAUGAAAACUGGAAAUCUGUCAUUAUGUGGCAAUCAAUGGAUGAACUAGAAGGAUUGAAAUUCAAGGUUCCGCAAUUACCCCAUCCUGUCUCUCAAAUUACCAGAGGAAGUGUAAAUGAUGAUGGGGUUUCAUUCCCUUUAAUACCAACUCAAAUUUCAGAUUUGAUUGCGCAUCCAAAUUCAACGCAUUCUGAUUUUCAAAUAUUGACAUCAUUUAGUGGAAUGAAAGCUUUGGAGUUUGAGUUACAUUGGAAUCCAAUUAAAAAUACCUCUCACAUAGAAUUUGAACAAAUCGUCGAUGUAAAUCUUCCAUCCCAAGAGAUAUCAGAUAUUCUUGAAGAAUUAUGUAGUUGUGCUAACGAUGAUGACAUUUUGGAUACAAUAAAUGUGAAAUUUGAAAUUCAUGAUCCAUAUCUGACAACAGGGAAAAAAAUGCACGAAGAAAUGCUUGCGAAAAAAGAUCUACUUCAUUCCCACCUAAAGUCUCAUCACCAAAAAGGAGUUCCAGUUGGGCUUUCCAGUUACGACAAAUCAAAUAAGGAUAACGAUGUUCACACAAAUGAUGUAGAUUUAUCGGAUUUUUCACCUACCGAUGGUGAAGUCCCAGUUGAAGAUUCUUUAUUGUAUUUUAAUGAACAGCAAAACUUUAACACCCUUCGAAACACUUCUUCCAUAUGUAAUGAGGUUUCAUCGAAAACACUAUUUGAUUUUAAGGAUAUACAAAACUCUUCCACCAAACCAAACAUUGUCAAAUCUAGAUAUUUCGCUGACACUUUCUCUGCAACAAAGUCGAUAGAUGAUUUCUUGAUUCUGCGUGGAAAACCUGCACCAAAUAAACAUCGAAAUAUUGAUUUAAAAAAAAGAUUUCAUUCUGCAAACAAAAGUGGUGAAGUUCCUAGUGUCAAUAACACGCCAAACGACCAUACAUAUGGAUAUACUCGUUAUACACACAGAAUCCCCUCUUCGGGGUCACAGUUUACUGACAAUGGCAGAAAUAUUCGAGGUGUGCAGAAUGCUCACGUUAGUAAGUAUCCUAGAACAAUUUAUUAUAGAAUUCAUAACGAUAGACUGUGUAGCAUAAUAACAUAUUUACAUGUCUUAAUAGUGGCAAAAACUAUCAUCGAUAAUAUGCCAAUGCCAAUAGUUACUCAUAAAUACAUCGUAUCGGCCCGACUUUUGGCAAAUCGUGGCCUGUUAUUAAAUUUAAAAGGCAUUUAUUGCAAGGUUGAAGUUUUUGAACGUGAUUUCGAAUACUUAAGACCUUUAUUACCGAAUGAUGAAUUAGAAACAUCUUACAUAGACUGCGAUCUGAUUAUAGAUGAAAGGACUGGAAUUAUAUAUUAUCCUCUCAAUUUAAUAUCUCAAGAGCAAUCCGUCCCAACCAUUGCUCGAACAAUCAUUCGUCUUGCACAAAAAUAUUCGAGCUUAUAUGUAAUUUUGGAGACUUACACAUGGAAUAAUAGAGCAACUCAUGACAAUGAUGCAGAAUGCAUUCUUCCGUAUUCAUAUACUUUACCUGUUUUAAAGGCUGUUGCAGGAUUGCAAGCCGUCUUAACGCGUUAUUCGUGUGAUGCACAUAUAGUAUUUUCUUCAUGUGAAGAAAUGUCCGCACGACUUGCGAGAUUGAUAGGUGAUCUCUGUGCUUCAAAGUGUGAAGAAGAAAGAGGACAAGAUCGCCAGCAAUGGGAAAGUAGAGAUUGGAUGACUAUGGAAGAAACCCUUUCAGGAAAUUCCGAGCAAUUGCUUACAAACGAUGAGCCCGAAGUACAUAUAGAUGAUAAUCAAAUGGGUGCCGAGUGGAUCAAUGAAUUUAAAGACUUUGAAUUGGAGGAGCUUUAUGAUUAG
Molecule: messenger RNA, 2814 nt
Organism: Racocetra fulgida
Lineage: Eukaryota; Fungi; Glomeromycota; Glomeromycetes; Diversisporales; Gigasporaceae
Source: the annotation of a GenBank genome assembly